Larimichthys crocea (large yellow croaker) is the source of this 1558-nucleotide messenger RNA. It is a transcript of the gene nrm, whose product is annotated as nurim. The transcript has 4 exons. The record is from RefSeq and is a predicted model, not a curated record. Gene Ontology annotation, cellular component: nuclear membrane. Bases 93 to 932 code for a protein of 279 amino acids. Lineage: Eukaryota; Metazoa; Chordata; Actinopteri; Sciaenidae.
ACACCGUGUGUCGAUACUCGGUACCACCAGAAACGCCCCUCCCGGAAGAAACUCCGGUGGACGUUGCUAAAUGAAGAUAAACGCUGAUUGAAAUGGCGUCAGUCACGGUACGUGGCUGGGCUCUCUGCACCGCGUCUCUGCUUAACUUUGCGUUUGUUUUCAUAUCCGGUGCAGACUUGAUUCGGUUUCUAUCAUUUCGUGCCAUUUACCAUAACAUCACCGGGGAGACGGCACUGUGUCAAGACUCCAUACCAUGGUCAGUGGCCCUACAGGACAGCUCUGUCCUCAGGUCUCUUGUGGUGGAUCUGGGCUUGCUGGCUCUCUUUGUCACACAGCACAGUCUUCUCGCCUGGUCACCCAUCAAACAGGCCCUCCAGUCGGUGCUGGGGGCCCUGAACAGGACGGUAUACUGCUUCACCACUGCACUGGCACUCCAGAUCUUGAUGCGUUACUGGCAGCCUGUGACAGACGCCCCCUGUCUGUGGUCAGUGCGUAAUGCACCCUGGAGUAUCUGGUUCCCUCUGCUCUGCUUCUCCCUGCACUUCCUCUGCUGGACGAUCAUCUGCAGCAUCCUCUUGAUCUUUGAUUACCCAGAACUGAUGGGUGUCAAGCAGGUGUACUAUGAGUGUCUCGGUUUAGGGGACCCCCUGUCUCACAAGUCCCCCUGUGCCCAGCGCUUCCUCUCCCACUUCCGUCACCCGGUUUGCCUGGAGCUGGGCGUCGUGCUGUGGCUCCUGCCGGCCUUGUCCCUGGACAGGCUCCUGUUGGCGGGGACUCUGUCGACCUACCUGGCACUGGCACACUCUCUGGACAAACAGGAUUUAGCCUACCUCUGUGUCCACUUUAAAAGCAAAAUGCAGCUCCUCGCCGAGCCACACCGGGACAGUGUCGACAGCAGCGACUGUGACCACAGCAACCACAAGGAGAAGUGAAGUGAAGGUCCUCUGACUGCUGUGAUGUGAAUCUGACUGCUUUCUUAAUAUUAACCAGAAAUGUUGUAACUGACUUCUCAAUGAGCCUGAUUAUCUGCUGUGCUGAAUAAGAACACAACUUACUGACCAUUUACUGCUAAUGACCACAUUUAGACUGCGCUCUUUUCAACCUGACACUGUAUUUUUUUGUUUCCUUUAAACUGUGGUUUCAGAAAGGCAAAGUAUUAUUACAAAAUGAGAUUUUAUUUCAACAUUUGAAAACACAAACACCUCUUUUUACUAAGGAGGAUGUAAGAUUUUGCAACAAAACCCUCACAUAUAUAUAUAUAUUUUUUAUUUUUAUAAUAUAUUUUAUAGACUGUUACAUUCCAUGUGAUAACAACAGCUAUACUGUAUUUCAUUGAACACUACUUUCAAAUGUAACUGUCACACUGAGGUUUCAACACUGGCUAAAGCACAAAAGUGCAGCCUUGUAUUGCAGCUACAAUGAAAAACAAGCAAGAUUAUGAAUGUAUGUCCUUGGUUUUUUUUGUGUUGUGUUUGAGACUCAUCAACAGUCAUGUCAGACCUGUUAUAUUCCACUGGACUCUGAACACACUGAAUAAAGAAAAUCUGCAUCUGUUUCC